Malus domestica (apple) is the source of this 1921-nucleotide messenger RNA. RefSeq lists its product as uncharacterized. NCBI's taxonomy places the organism in Eukaryota, Viridiplantae, Streptophyta, Magnoliopsida, Rosales, Rosaceae. The record is from RefSeq and is a predicted model, not a curated record. Gene Ontology annotation, biological process: endoplasmic reticulum tubular network organization. Gene Ontology annotation, cellular component: endoplasmic reticulum tubular network.
AAAGAAAUAAAAGAAAUAAAAGAAAACCCCGAUUUUUGGGGGACUCCCUUUCUCUCCUCCUUUCUCCCUCGACACUCUCACUCCAUCGCCGAUACUCCCUCUCUCCGUCUCUCUCUUCAUCGAUCAGAGCUCUACGUUGCCCUGACGGACUUCUCUUCUUUUUGUCGAUUUCCAUCAUCACCCCCAACAUCCAGAAAGUUCGAAUCGAUUCAACCUUCUCUCGAUCCGCCAUCGCCAUUUUCAAGAAAGAGAUAGAGAACCGCAAAAUUGGUGUAAUGGCGGAGGAUAAAGCCGUAGGAGGAGAAGGCGACAAGAAGGACGCCGCGGCGGCGGCAGCGCCUGCGGUUGCGAAGAAGAAGCGCCAGGGAAUUUUCUCCAGAAUGUUCAGUGGGAUCUUCCGAUUACACCGCGACGAUUUCGAGAAGCGGCUUCAGUACAUUUCGAAAGAGGAAGCCACUGUCCUCGCUAGAAUGCAGAGGCGGACCAUUACUUGGAGGCGCAUGACCAGACAUCUCAUUCUCUUCUCCGUCUUCUUUGAGGUUAUUGCAAUUUUUUAUGCUAUAGUAACGACGAGAGCGACGGAUUUAGAUUGGAAGAUGAGGACAUUUCGUAUUCUGCCCAUGUUUCUUUUGCCUGCUAUAUCUUCUGUUUCGUAUUCAGCAUUUGCCAGCUUCACAAAGAUGCGUGAUCGCAAGGACACCAAAACCCUGGAAAGGCUUCGAGCUGAAAGGCAAGCAAAAAUUGAUGAACUUAAAGAGAGGACAAACUAUUACACUACUCAACAACUUAUUCAGAGAUAUGAUCCUGACCCAGCAGCAAAGGCAGCUGCUGCAACUGUCCUGGCAUCUAAGUUGAGUAUGGAUUCAGGUAUGAAAUUUUAUGUGGGUGAUGAAUCUAAGGGUAAUGCCUCAGCAGGGAAAAGCCAUGAUGUUGAUCUUGUCCACUCUGGUGAACUUCGAAACCGUAAACCAGUACACACCAGAUCGAAUAGUACCGGGAGUGUCCCGCUGAAUCCUCUUGAAGAAGAGACACCUCGUUCUGCAAGGUCUGAUGGUCAGACUUCUGAGUAUAAUCAGCUAGUCGUUAGUCAUCAUAAUCCUCAAGGACCAUCUCCACAGGAUGGAGGAUGGAUUGCUCGGAUUGCAGCAUUACUUGUGGGUGAGGAUCCAACACAGUCUUAUGCGCUCAUAUGCGGCAACUGUCAUAUGCACAACGGGCUUGCUAAGAAGGAAGAUUUCCCUUACAUCACUUAUUUUUGCCCGCACUGCCACGCCUUAAAUCAGCCAAAACAUUUGGAAGGGCAUACUUCUGGUUCUAACACCCCUAUGACCCCUAGUUUGGACAAUUCAAGAACAGGGGUCAGCAGUGGGCCAACAAAGCAAGCCAGUGAUUCUCUGGACGACAGUGCAAUCUCAAGUGCCAGCCCGGUCAGAGCUGGUUCAGAGAUUGAGGAAGCAACUGAACGGCCUGCGUUGGCCGAUACAAUUAGUGAAGAAAAACGUGAGUAGGGUUAAGAUGUUCGUUUCUUCGAUUCCCCUUGCUUGUAGGUAUGGGGCUCAUAUUCUGCUGGAUGGAUUUGUGUGUUUGCCUAUAUAUGCUUGGUCGUGUUACUCAGUGUACAAGAAAAUGUUACAGAUGCCUUACCGAGAAACUUUCCGGGCUUAAUGGUGAUGGAAUAUGCAGAUUGGUUGUAAUUUCGGGGCUUUAUGAUCAUAGAAUACGCGGGUUGAUUGUAAUUUUGUGCGUCUUUGAGCUUUUGUUUUACUAUUUUCUUAUCAGGUUCAAUUGUUGGAGCUGGUAUACAGUUAGGGUUCAAAUACCUUGUACAAAUUAAAACUUUACUGCUGUAGUAUUACAAGUGAUGUGUAAAAAAAAGAUAAACCAACAUACAUGGUAUACGUAUUUCAAGAUAACGUUCCAA